Messenger RNA from Coccinella septempunctata (seven-spotted ladybird), 1411 nucleotides. RefSeq lists its product as uncharacterized. Bases 285 to 1370 code for a protein of 361 amino acids. NCBI's taxonomy places the organism in Eukaryota, Metazoa, Arthropoda, Insecta, Coleoptera, Coccinellidae. The record is from RefSeq and is a predicted model, not a curated record. The transcript is spliced from 6 exons.
CUCUGCAGGAUAUCCCUAUUGAACUGUAAAGUUUAGUUUUGGUAUUUUUUAUAUUAAAUGUAUUGUUGUCAAUUUCUUCUAUGCUCAUUUGUCAAAUCUAACCUAACACCAACUAGACAACAGUUGUUUCCAGAGGUAACCUGGUUGAUUCUGCCUCUAGCUCUUGUACUUAUUCAAACUCUUGUAUUUUUUGAUUUUUGUAUAACAUUUAUAUAAUCAGCAUUCAUUAGAAGACAUAGAAUUCACAGCCUUGGAAUCAUUGCAUAAAAAACAAUUUGUAAAAAAUGUCUGCUCUUUGCUUUACAUCUAAUAUCGUCAAAAUAUUUGGAGUACCAUGUAAUUCCAGAAAGUUUAUUUCUUUCAAUCACAGGCUGUUAUUCAGAAGGGAACUUUUAGUUCCAACAUUUUGCAAUAUCGUAGUGGACAUUCCAUUUAACAUUAAUUUGAAACCUCUGGAUGUGCAUAAAUAUCAAAAUUGUAAUAGGAUAUUUGUAGAACUUACCAAUUUCAAAGAAAAUCAGAUUGAAGAACCGCUCAUUGUAGACCAAAAUAAAAACAAUAUUUAUAUUAAAAGUUCAGUAUUGAAAGAUCUUACUUCAGAGGACGUGACUUGUAACAUUGUAGCUCCUAUCAAGGCAAAUUUGAAUAUACAUUCUAACUUCGGAAAUAUUUCAAUUAAAAAUUUCAAUGGUGAAAAAGUCUUAGCAUCAAGUAAGAGUGGUGAUAUUGCUGUUGAGGGAUUCCAGGGAAAAGAAAUUGAUGUAAAAACUAGUAUUGGAGAUGUUACAUUUCGAGGAGUUAUACAAUCUUCCUCAAUUAAAGUGCAAGUCCUAGAAAAAGGGUCUGUAUCUAUCAAUAAAUUAUUAGGAGAAGAUACCUGCAUUGCUACAAAAUAUGGAAACAUAUGUGUUGAAAGCUCAUAUUGUAAUAGAAGCAAGUUUAUGACUGAAAAUGGGGAUAUGAAUUUAAGAAACAUUCAUAAACACUGCGAAGUCAUCCACCAAAAUUCCGGAAAUGUUAAUAUUACAAGUUUGGAUGGUCAAUUAUUAUUAAAACAAGAAAGUGGCAAUGCAGAUAUCCACCUCUCACGGAUUACAGAAGAUUCAGAGAUUAAAGUAUUAAAUGGAAAUGUUCUACUUCGUUUAUCAGAGGAAUGCCAAGACAAAAACAAAUUCAAUAUCCAAAGUAAAAGUAUAAAUAUCAAUCCAGAUGUUAACAUAAAACAAAUUCAUCCUGAAGAUGCUACUGCUUGUGAUUCUGAAACACACAACCAUAGGAUCGUUUGGUUGAAUUGCCAAAAUAGUUCUGUGAAUAUAGAAGCUGCAUCUUGGUUUGAUAUGAAUUUUAAUAGAAAAUCUGAUUUGGAGUAGAUAUUGUUAUUAUUGUGAUGAAUAAAAAGAAUAUUUUUUUU